Penicillium arizonense is the source of this 2172-nucleotide messenger RNA. Its product is annotated as putative glycosyl hydrolase. The transcript is spliced from 4 exons. Gene Ontology annotation, molecular function: hydrolase activity, hydrolyzing O-glycosyl compounds. The record is from RefSeq and is a predicted model, not a curated record. The coding region runs from base 1 to 2172 and encodes 723 amino acids. Lineage: Eukaryota; Fungi; Ascomycota; Eurotiomycetes; Eurotiales; Aspergillaceae.
AUGUUGAAGAUUGUGGGUGCACUUUUAAUACCAGUCGUCAUCAGUGGCAGUGUCAAUGCAGCAAACGUUGUCUCAGACCUCCUCGUCACCUCUGCUGGCGACGUGGCUGACAUACCUGGAUGGUACCUCCAGUCGGCGCUCAAGGUGCCGGACGACUUGUCCACGUUGUCUUCACCGGGAGCAGACAGCUCUUCAUGGCAUCGGGUCAGUGCUCGUGGUAAUGUAAUGGCUGGUCUUCUGGAAAAUGGGGUCUAUAACGAAACAGAAAUGUUUUAUUCCGACAACAUGGAGUCGAUGAGCGAUACUUCCUUCGAAUCCCCGUGGAUUUAUCGAGAGAUGUUCAAAAUGAGCCCAUCAGAAGGGCAGUAUUUUACUUUGAAGACCCAUGGAAUCACGUCCAAGGCGGACAUCUAUUUGAACGGGAUUCUCAUUGCAACAAGUGACCAACAACAAGGAUCCUACGGUGGCCUCCAGUACGACCUUACCGACCAUAUUCAAGAAGGCGACAAUUGCAUUCUUAUUCGUGCCUUUCCAACUAAUUAUCUUCGUGACUUUGCCAUGGGGUUCGUGGACUGGAACCCCUACCCAGCUGACAACGGCACGGGAGUCUGGCGAAACGUGGAGCUAUCUCAGACCGGAUCGAUUUCCAUGUCUCCAUUUCGACGAGAUGGCUCCGCUGCAGCUCAGAUCUGCGAUACAUUUGAUUUGAAGCCAAAUGAAAAAAGGACAGUUUCGAUCAAAGCUUCGAUUCGGUACCCUGACAUUUGGUGGCCUGCUCGCUGGGGCGGGCAACCCUUGUAUACAAUCCAGGCAGAUACCAUCAUCCAGGGACCUCGAAAACUGGUGUCAGACCGUUCCAGCAGUCAACGAUUUGGGAUCCGACAUGUAUUAUCAAAGUUGAACGGGUUCAAUGACACUGAAUUCACCGUCAAUGGAGAGCCUUUCCAAGUCAUUGGAGCCGGUUAUGGACCAGAUAUCUUCAUGAGAUUUGAUGAGGACAGAGUUGAGAAAAUCUUUACUUACCUGCUAGACAUGGGAAUGAAUACUGUUCGAUUGGAGGGAAAGCAGGAGCACCCGGAACUAUACGAACUAGCAGACCGCAUGGGAGUGAUGGUCUUGGCAGGGUGGGAAUGCUGUGAUAAAUGGGAAGGCUGGGAAUACAAUGAGGAUGCCGACGGCAUCAAAUGGGAGGAUCCAGAUUACCUCAUUGCGAGAGCAUCAAUGUUACAUGAGGUCGAAAUGAUGCAAGCUCAUCCCUCGAUGCUUGGAUUCCUACUGGGCUCAGACUAUUGGCCGGAUGACCAAGCUACAGAAGUAUACCUAGAUGCUCUUCAAGGUAUGGAUUGGUCCAACCCAGUCAUUGCAUCGGCCAGCAUGCGUGGUUACCCGAAGGCUCUAGGGCCGUCUGGAAUGAAAAUGAACGGUCCGUACGAUUGGGUGCCACCGAAUUAUUGGUAUGGCGACCAAGAAGGGGCAGCCUUUGGAUUUGGAUCUGAACUGGGCGCUGGAGUUGGAACCCCUGAGAUGCGCAGUCUGAAGAAGUUCAUUGCUUGGCCAAAUCUGCACUGGCAGUUGUUCGACUACUACCUCAGUCCCAUGGCAGCCUACUUCGGCGCAAAAGUCGGUGCACGCAUGGAACAUGUUGCUUACGAUUACGAAAGUCGGACUGUUUGGCUCAUCAAACACUCGGUCAAGAAUGAAGGACACCGACAGGUUUUGAUAGAUGUCAUUAACACACAAGGAAACAAGCUAUCGGGCACCAAAGUCAACAUCACUACGACCCCUCAUUCAGCAAAGCCAGUGAGCUCAGUUGAUGCACUCCACACAAUCCAAGACGUUGCCUUUCUGCGCCUAAUACUUUGUGAUCCAGAGUCCGACCUGGUCAUCAGUCGCGAUGUCUACUGGGUCUCUCAAACUACGGAUGUUUUAGACUGGUCAAAGUCUAACUUCUUCACCACCCCGGUCACAAAGUUCGCAAAUUAUACGAAGCUUCAAUUCCUACCAGCAGCCAAUAUCAAGGUAUUGCUGCGUCCCCAAAAGUCGACUUCUGCAUAUGGCUUAACUCAGGCAGAGGUCCAGUUGGAAAAUGAAUCCGGGGUGCCGGCAUUCUUCAUUCCGUUGAAUGCUAUUCAUGCAUCCGAAAAUGCAGAGGUUGCACCAGUCUACUGGUGA